Drosophila rhopaloa is the source of this 285-nucleotide messenger RNA. Its product is annotated as small lysine-rich protein 1. The transcript has 2 exons. The coding region runs from base 1 to 261 and encodes 86 amino acids. Lineage: Eukaryota; Metazoa; Arthropoda; Insecta; Diptera; Drosophilidae. The record is from RefSeq and is a predicted model, not a curated record.
AUGGUAGGAAAAAGCAAAAAGAAGCGCAAUAGCAAGGAUUCUACAUCUAGUAAUGCUGGAAGUGGUGAAGGCGAGGAAAAAAAGAAGAAAGAAGGCGGUAAGAAGAAAGGGGGCGUGGGAAAGUCCAUUGGCUGUGAUAUUUUCAAUGACGCUGCCAUGGAAAAUGCCUAUUAUGUGUGCCACAAUGUGCAGGACGUUCUUAAAUCAAGAGGAUUCGCCUGGCCAGAUGGACAGAAAAAGAAAAAGAAGGGAAAGCGCUAAGAGUUAAGUUUCAUUAACUAAUCA